AUGGCCUUGCUGCCGCAGAUUUGUGGGACGGUAGACCUCGGGGGAUCUCGAGUUUGCGACCCAAACCGCAUCAAAAUUGGCGGGUCGUUCACCAUUGAGAUCUGCGCGGAGAACCGAGCAAUACAGAAUUACCAGCUUCUUCACGACCAAAACGAGGAGUACGAGGUGCCAAAAAUGGAUGCUGUCCUUGUCGCAGAUUCGGAGAUUCAAGUUUUUAUUCCCCGCGAUGGCCGCUUCAGCUACGGUGAUGUGGUCGAGUUCACGGAUUUCCGGCAGAAUGCAAAUGCACCGUCCGCCAGCUUUGAGAUCUAUGACGCAAGCAGUGAAACAAGCUCUCCCUGCGACGCGCCGUCCUUUGCGUGCGGAACUAUCAAACUGACCAAUGCAGUUUCGCUUUCUACCACUGGUCUGACAUGCCUAGGGCAAGUCGUGGGGAUAGCGAGAGAUUAUCCAGGUGAUUUCAGCUCGACGCCAGUGGAGACCAAUGGCUUCUUUUACGCCUUUGCGAAGAGCGGCAGAGACGACCUGGAAAACAAAGACAGCGACCAGCAGUUCACGGAAGGCCUCGACGAGUACCUCGAAGGCGUGACCGUCUUCAUCACCAACGGACAAGUCACUUACACCGUCGUCACCGACGCGAACGGCUUCUACAGCCAGGAGCUGCCGUCGGCGGGCGAGUGGACUGUGGUCAUCGAUAAACGGUCCUUCGCUCUGCUGAACAUGAGGCAGACUUUCGGCGCCGAGUCCACAAUCGUCGAGGUGCCACCCGGCGGGGUGGGGAGGGACCUAGACGGCUUCACGCAGCCCUCGUCUCUGAGCGGCACGAUCUUCAUGGACGCGGGCGUCAUUGGAUACUACGAUCCCGACAUCGACGACGAGGGCCUCGAAGGCGUGACCGUCAUCAUCACCAAGGGAGACGUCACGUACACCGUCACCACAAACGCCGACGGCAACUACGCUCAGGAGGUCCUUCCCGGCGAGUGGACCGUCACCAUUGACACGUCCACGCUGCCGCCUGGGCUCGUGCAGACGAUGGGCGAAACUCCCACAGUUGUAUCUGUGCCAUACGGGGGCGUGGGCACCGACCUGGACGGCUUCGGCUACGUCUUCGAGAACAAAGACAGCGACCAGCUGUUCACGGAAGGCCUCGACGAGUACCUCGAAGGCGUGACUGUCGUCAUCACCAACGGACAAGUCACUUACACCGUCGUCACCGACGCGAACGGCUUCUACAGCCAGGAGCUGCCGUCGGCGGGCGAGUGGACUGUGGUCAUCGAUAAACGGUCCUUCGCUCUGCUGAACAUGAGGCAGACUCUCGGCGCCGAGUCCACAAUCGUCGAGGUGCCACCCGGCGGGGUGGGGAGGGACCUAGACGGCUUCACGCAGCCCUCGUCUCUGAGCGGCACGAUCUUCAUGGACGCGGGCGUCAUUGGAUACUACGAUCCCGACAUCGACGACGAGGGCCUCGAAGGCGUGACCGUCAUCCUCACCAAGGGAGACGUCACGUACACCGUCACCACAAACGCCGACGGCAACUACGCUCAGGAGCUCCUUCCCGGCGAGUGGACCGUCACCAUUGACACGUCCACGCUGCCGCCUGGGCUCGUGCAGACGAUGGGCGAAACUCCCACAGUUGUCUCUGUGCCAUACGGGGGCGUGGGCACCGACCUGGACGGCUUCACCAUCGAGCACGUCAUCUACGCCAUCGUGCACGGCUAUCCCGACAGCAAGUUUUGGAAUACGUGGGCCGAUGGAGCUGUCAACGCAAUCCCGCCGUGCACAACGGAGCUGAUUUUCCUGACAAUGGGCUACCAAGUUGAUAAAACCGUGCAAGAGAUCCAGGCAGCGUGCCAAGAUGCUCGCACAGACGCCAUAAUCGUCACCGUCCCAUAUGAGGAUCCGGAAGACGUGACGAAAAUGAUCAAUGCCAUCAACUCUUGCGCGAAGUCCAGCCUGACGUUUUACCUCACCAACACUGACGAGGCCUGGAAAUACGGUAGUGACAACUACGCGCCGAGCGAGUAUGAACCGAUCCCAAAGGUCGCCAAUGAUUGGAGCGGCUACGCUGGGAGCUUUAGUUACGAAAUGGGCGAGGUGUGCGGCCGCUUCAUCCUCAGCAACGACCUGGAUUCCGCGCUUGAGGGCAAGUCAUCGACAAGCACUGCAAAUGCGAUGUCCUUCUGGACCACAUCGCCCUUGCGCUUAACUCAGAUUCCCAUCUACCAAAUAUACUUGUUGGCGAGGGAGGUGAACAAUACCGGGAUCGUCAUGAGGUCAAAGGGUAUCGUGGACGCGAUGGGCACCAACAGGAUUUGCGGCCCUUCCGAUGAGCCGGUCACGACAACUGGGGGGACAGCAGACGAGGAGUCUUUGUGCACCUUCCCGUUCGAGUACAAGGGUAUAACGUACAGCGAGUGUACAAAGGUCGACAACGGCAACAUCGCCUGGUGCUCUCUUGACACGGAGUAUGACCUUCGAUGGGGCAAUUGCGUGUGCGACGGAUCGACCGUCGGAGUCGUCAGCAAUCAAAAUGAACUCGACACCUCGAACUUCAUCAUCGCUCUCGGGGUGGACGCGGCGCAAGCACUCAUCGAUCAGGGCAUCUCCCCAUCUUUCCAGUGCGGCGACGAUCAAGACAGGACCACACUGCCCUUUUACGGCCAGACACCGUACACACAGGGGGCCGCGGCGGCUAUGCAGCAGUACGCAACCAUCAUCAAGGAGGAGUACAUCCCCUCGGGCCUUGCUACGUCAGCCAGCGGAAACGGGUUGUGCGCCGCGGAGGCCGAGACGGAGCCAUGCGAUUUCUUGACACACCCUUACACGCCUGCGUCGUGCCCGCUCCGCCUCACCACCAUCACGCACGCAUACGAGGACUCGCCAUUUUGGUCAAGGUGGAGAGAAGCGUCGACGACGGCGGCGCAAGACUUUACUCACACGUAUGUCGCCACUGCAUACGACGUGUCUCGCCAUGUCGCUGCCAUCAAGGAGGCGUGCGAGAAGCAGGACCCGUCGGAGGACGCAAUCGUUGUUACCGUCCCAUAUCCUAAAGGCGAGGGCUACGAGGAGGUCGACCAAGCCAUCAACGACUGCUUGAACCUUCGCCCCACCCUUCCGAUCGUGACGACCAACACUGACAGCUACCACAACCCGAGAGUGCUCAGCUAUGUCGGCUCGGAAAACUACGCGAUUGGCGAGGUUUGCGGCCGAGCUGUCUUCACCGACGACCCUGCGGUGAUGCAGGGCAGCAGACCGCUGGUUCUCUCGUCGUCUGUGAUGACGAGGCGUGCAGUCGUAUACCAAAGGCAGGAGGAGCUCCUAAACGAAGGUAUCAACAACCGCUACCGCGCCAUCAACAAGACGGUCUUUGAUGCCAAGGCGGUGUACGGGGUCUUGCGCUUUACAACGCCGUCCGAUGUGGCGAGCUACAUAAGCGGUCUCCAGGUUGGCGACCGUGAUGCUGUCAUUAUGGUGCUUGGGUACGAUGCGGUGGUCGACAUGCGGGCAAGUGGGGUUCGGGUCGACUUUGCGUGCGGCGACGACAUGGACGACACCAUUCCGCACUAUGGACAGCACGUCUGGUCACAGGGCGUGGGCUCCUCGGGUCAGGCAAUUACCGCCGCGCGCGCAGAGUGGCCCAACAAAGACAGCGACCAGCAGUUCACGGAAGGCCUCGACGAGUACCUCGAAGGCGUGACCGUCUUCAUCACCAACGGACAAGUCACUUACACCGUCGUCACCGACGCGAACGGCUUCUACAGCCAGGAGCUGCCGUCGGCGGGCGAGUGGACUGUGGUCAUCGAUAAACGGUCCUUCGCUCUGCUGAACAAGCCGUCGCUGAGGCAGACUCUCGGCGCCGAGUCCACAAUCGUCGAGGUGCCACCCGGCGGGGUGGGGAGGGACCUAGACGGCUUCACGCAGCCCUCGUCUCUGAGCGGCACGAUCUUCAUGGACGCGGGCUUCAUUGGAUACUACGAUUCCGACAUCGACGACGAGGGCCUCGAAGGCGUGACCGUCAUCAUCACCAAGGGAGACGUCACGUACACCGUCACCACAAACGCCGACGGCAACUACGCUCAGGAGCUCCUUCCCGGCGAGUGGACCGUCACCAUUGACACGUCCACGCUGCCGCCUGGGCUCGUGCAGACGAUGGGCGAAACUCCCACAGUUGUAUCUGUGCCAUACGGGGGCGUGGGCACCGACCUGGACGGCUUCACCCUCUUUGACCCCCCGUCGCCGCCUCCGUUUCCGCCGCCGGCCGCCCCUCCUCCCACUGCGCCUUGCGGUGAACAUGUGUCCCAGAUCGAAGAGCUGCGUGUGGAACUGACACGUAUCGUGCAGGAGCGGGACCUCGCAAUGGCAGCGGCCACCACGUGCCAACGGGAAGUGGGCGUCUUGCGAAUUCAACUACAGCAGCUGCAGCUCGAGAACUUUUACCGGGUGUUCCCCACGCUGGCCCCACCACCUCCAGCGUAG
Molecule: messenger RNA, 4476 nt
Organism: Emiliania huxleyi CCMP1516
Lineage: Eukaryota; Haptophyta; Isochrysidales; Noelaerhabdaceae
Exons: 5
Coding region: 1-4476 (1491 amino acids)
Source: RefSeq, a predicted model, not a curated record